This is a messenger RNA of Ziziphus jujuba (common jujube), 2427 nucleotides long. Its product is annotated as kinesin-like protein KIN-10B. The coding region runs from base 154 to 2232 and encodes 692 amino acids. The transcript is spliced from 14 exons. The record is from RefSeq and is a predicted model, not a curated record. Gene Ontology annotation, molecular function: ATP binding; microtubule binding; microtubule motor activity. Gene Ontology annotation, biological process: mitotic spindle organization; microtubule-based movement. Lineage: Eukaryota; Viridiplantae; Streptophyta; Magnoliopsida; Rosales; Rhamnaceae.
CCUUUGUUUUAGUGCUUACAACAUCAAGAAUACCUGUCUUCUUUUCCUUCCUCCUCUCCCUCUCCAACGUUCAAUUUUCUGCAAAGCCAAAACCAAAACUCAACGUUCAAUUCUCACUAUCUCAAAUUCCAGGCCUUAUUUUCUUUCAAAUCUAUGGCGGCUUUAGGCGGCCCAUGGACCACAACCCAGACUACGAAAUCUACCACUCCUGCUGCAAAAGUAAACCCCACUUCAAUUUCCAAAGUCAGGGUCAUAGUAAGGGUUCGCCCUUUUCUUCCUCAUGAAAUCGCCGUGAAGAAUGAUGACCAGACCCCAUGUGUCUCUCUACUCGAAGAAGAAUGCCAGUCUGGUGAUGAAGUGGUUGUUUAUCUCAAAGAUAAAGAAACCAGCCGUAAAGAGUGUUAUCGGUUGGACUCCUUUUUUGGCCAAGAAGACAACAACAUUACUCAGAUCUUUUACAAAGAAGUGAGCCCUUUUAUUCCUGGUGUCUUCCAUGGUUACAAUGCUACGGUGUUCGCUUAUGGAGCUACUGGCAGUGGAAAGACCUACACAAUGCAGGGAACAGAGGAGCUGCCGGGAUUAAUGCCGUUGGCGAUGUCGACGAUCUUGUCUCUGUGCCAGAAAACAGGAAGCAAAGCAGAGAUUUCGUACUACGAAGUGUAUAUGGAUAGGUGUUAUGACCUAUUAGAACUCAAAGUCAAAGAAAUUGCUGUUUGGGAUGAUAAAGACGGGCAGAUUCAUCUCAGGGGACUAUCUAGGGUCCCUGUAAAUUCUAUGCCGGAAUUUCACGAGGUAUUUUCCUCCGGGAUUCAGAGGCGGAAAGUUGCACAUACAGGUCUCAAUGAUGUCUCUAGUAGGAGCCAUGGAGUUCUUGUAAUUUCUGUUUCCACUCCUUGUCCUGACGGUUCUGGGGCUGUUAUUUCUGGAAAGCUGAAUCUCAUAGACUUAGCAGGGAAUGAAGAUAACAGGAGAACCUGCAAUGAAGGUAUUCGUCUACAAGAGAGUGCCAAGAUCAACCAGUCCUUGUUUGCACUGUCCAAUGUGAUUUAUGCACUCAAUAACAACAAAAAUCGAGUUCCUUAUAGGGAGAGCAAAUUGACAAGGAUAUUGCAGGAUUCUCUUGGAGGAACCAGUCAUGCUUUGAUGGUGGCCUGCUUGAAUCCAGGAGAGUACCAGGAAUCUGUUCAUACAGUCAGCUUGGCUGCUCGGUCACGCAAUAUAUCCAAUUUUGUUUCCUCAGCUCAGAAACAAGAGACCCCGAAGGUCAAAGUCGACAUGGAAGCGAAACUCCGUGCUUGGCUCGAAUCAAAAGGAAAGACCAAGGGUGCUCAAAGAGUUGGGGCAUUCAAUUCUCCAUGUGUGGGGAAAACUUCAAGUUCUAUUGGUACCCUUAAGAAACGCGGUGCAAGUAGAAGCUCUGCUAAAGACAGGGUCAUUAACAAUUCGGAUGCUAUGGUAAAAGAAAGGAUCGUCUCGGUGCCAUUCAGAAAUUUAUUCAAUUUUGAAGAUCCGGGUGAUUCUAGCAUAAGGGAAUAUUGGUCAAAAACUUUACAAGAAGGAAGUUUGAAUGACAGUUUAGUAGCUCCACCAGGGGAUGAGACUCUUCCAAGUCCAAUCAAUGGUCUAUGUCAAGCUUCUAAGAACGAAAACAGAGAUGGCAAUGGGGGGACUCUAACAAAAUCUAAUACAGGUUUGCCUGAUGAGGCAUCAACCAAGGAUGAGAGCUCAGGAAACAUUACUCCACCAUCACCUAUAAGUGAGAGGAAAAAUACACUAAGAAGUCCCGUAAGAAAAGUUCUCUCCCCUAUCAACACCAAUGGAAAUCAGAAGCCUCUCGACGAAUUCUCAUUCACAGAUCAAGCAUGUACUUUCAACUUUGAGCCAACGACUCCCAAAACACCUUCUAUUUUGACCUGUGCCAAUAUCAAAUUCCAAGCAUUUGGGACCCCACUUGAUAAAUUUAAUGCAAACAGUUCUAAUUUAAAGAGCUACCUUGUUCAAGAGUAUAUCGAUUUCUUAAAUACAGCGAGCAGGGAAGAGCUGGUGGAGUUAAAGGGGAUAGGUGUGAAAACAGCAGAAUACAUACUAGAGCUGAGGGAAACUAGCCCAUUAAAAUCGCUAAAUGAUUUGGAGAAGAUAGGCCUUUCAUCUAAGCAGGUUCAUAACUUAAUUAGCAGAGCUGCUAGAGGAAUAUUUGAUAAACAAGAAGAUGCACCAUCCAGUUGUUCAUAGACUUGGGUGCGGUGCAUAUGUUUGGAAAUUGCCAUUCUCGAUUAAAGGCGGAUAACUCUCCGCCGCAUUGUACUAAAACAUUGUUAAUACUGUAGGAUAGAGAUGUAAUUUAUGAGAAUUGUAUUGGCACAGUUAUGAAAAUUUGAUAUGAUUUUUAAUUUAUUAAUUUUAUUAAUUAAUAUUAUGCAUUCUGCA